GCGGCUAUAAGAUCAUCGUCUUAGGGUUUCUUCGCCUCUCCACCCUCGCGCCGAAACCCUAGGCAGUAGAGACCAGAGCAGCGGCCGAGGAGCUCCAACAAUGGCGGUCGGGAAGAAUAAGCGUAUUUCGAAGGGGAAGAAGGGAGGCAAGAAGAAGGCCGUCGAUCCUUUCGCAAAGAAAGACUGGUAUGACAUCAAGGCGCCGUCGGUGUUCAGCGUGAGGAACGUUGGGAAGACCCUUGUUUCUAGGACUCAGGGGACCAAGAUUGCAUCUGAGGGUCUCAAGCACCGUGUGUUCGAAGUUUCUCUUGCUGAUCUUCAGACUGAUGAGGAUCAGGCUUACAGAAAGAUUAGGCUACGUGUGGAAGAUGUUCAGGGGAAAAAUGUCCUCACAAACUUCUGGGGGAUGGACUUCACCACUGACAAGCUUAGGUCAUUGGUUAGAAAGUGGCAGACCCUUAUUGAGGCUCAUGUUGAUGUCAAGACCACAGACAAUUACACCCUAAGGAUGUUCUGCAUUGCCUUCACUAAGAGGCGCCCAAAUCAAGUGAAGCGCACUUGCUAUGCCCAAACCAGCCAAAUUAGGCAGAUACGUCGUAAGAUGAGAGAGAUAAUGGUUAAUCAGGCUACAUCUUGUGAUCUCAAAGAUCUGGUACAAAAAUUUAUUCCUGAGGUGAUUGGGAAAGAGAUUGAGAAGGCUACUACAAGCAUCUACCCACUGCAAAAUGUUUUCAUUCGCAAGGUCAAGAUCCUGAAGGCCCCUAAAUUUGACCUUGGAAAGCUUAUGGAGGUCCAUGGGGACUAUAAAGAGGAUUUGGGAACCAAAGUCGAAAGGCCUGCUGAUGACCUCGCUGCAGAAGGUGAAACAGAAGUAGUUGGAGCAUAAAUUGAGUUGUCUUUAAUCUAAUUUAGCAUAGUAGAACUACUUAUGCUCUACUUUUAUGUCUUUCGGUGAAGAAUGCUACUUGUUUUUGGCAGUUUUGUUGUUUAUCCUUUUAUUUUAAAGAUGAGUUGAAUUGGUUUUGUCUUUGAAUUCAAUGUUGAGACAUUCUGGUUAAGCAUAUUAUUCAUA
Molecule: messenger RNA, 1072 nt
Organism: Dioscorea cayenensis subsp. rotundata (Guinea yam)
Lineage: Eukaryota; Viridiplantae; Streptophyta; Magnoliopsida; Dioscoreales; Dioscoreaceae
Product: 40S ribosomal protein S3a-1
Exons: 7
Coding region: 101-886 (261 amino acids)
Biological process (GO): translation
Cellular component (GO): cytosol; ribosome
Molecular function (GO): structural constituent of ribosome
Source: RefSeq, a predicted model, not a curated record